Sitophilus oryzae (rice weevil) is the source of this 2032-nucleotide messenger RNA. RefSeq names its product BTB/POZ domain-containing protein 17 (gene Tango10). Gene Ontology annotation, molecular function: protein binding. The record is from RefSeq and is a predicted model, not a curated record. Bases 91 to 1581 code for a protein of 496 amino acids. The transcript has 6 exons. NCBI's taxonomy places the organism in Eukaryota, Metazoa, Arthropoda, Insecta, Coleoptera, Curculionidae.
CCAACUAAAUUAAUGGAUAUUUUUUUGACAAAACAUUAAUGAAAAGACAUUUUAAUUUGUUUUAAAAGUGAUUCGACCCUUUCGAACAACAUGGAUAUGUUCUUCAACGAUGAAAUGUACGUUCUUGGGAGACCUACUGAACCAUAUCGUAGCAAGGGAUCCUCUUCUUCAGAUGACGAUGUUAACGAAAAUUGCCAAAUAACAAUCGACAACUCAGUAAACAUACUGAAAACCCUCAGAAACCUCUGGCAGGAUCAAAAUAUGUGCGACAUAUACUUGAAAGUGGGAAACAGGGAAUUUGGUGCACAUAGAUUGAUUUUGUGUGCUUCCAGUGAUGUUUUUCAAGCAAUGCUUAGGAACUCUGCUUGGUCUGAAUGGACGGAAAGCCAUAUAGAGCUACAGGAAUUACCAAUUUGCGAGUCAGUUUUCUACACAUUCUUAGAGUAUUUUUACACGGGGAAAAUUCACAUUACUCACACAAAUGUCAUGCCCAUUCUAGCCCUGGCUGAUAAAUAUUUAGUUAAGAGUCUGAGUCGUAUUUGCAUACAUUAUAUGUGCCGCCAUGUACCUCAUGCCGCUUCCCAUAACCAGCUCUCUUCCUGGCUUCAAUACAGCAGUAUAUGUGACCACACCCUUAUUUUUGAAACAUGCCACAACUAUCUCAAAUGGAAUUUCGAAGCAGUUGCAAACACAUCAGAUUUCACGAACAUCGACUGUGAUACUUUUGUUAAAGUGUUACAACAGAGCGAUGUGGUUGUUCACAACGAGAUAAUGCUCUAUAAUUGUGUUGUUAGAUGGUUGGAUCUUCAGAAAAACAAGAUGCAUCUGAAUAGAACGUUUACACAAGAGUCUUUUAAGAGAUUGGUCGAGAAAGUUAUGGUAUAUAUUCGGUUUCCUAUGAUGACACCUAGAGAACUAGCCGAUUUGCUAAUGUCUCCUUUAAUUAAACAAAAUAAAGAGUUUUUUGUUGAUAGAAUGGCUAUAGGGAUGAAGUAUCACUCAGGUUAUGUUAAACAACUUGAAUCGUAUUUUGUAUCGGAACCAAACAUUUUCGCCGCAAGGCUUUAUACAUCAGAUAGUUGCUCCACAUCCCUGAAUAUAGAGAAUUUCUGGGGUUUACAGAGCUAUCACAUUAUAACGUUUCUUUUUUCUUCACAUUUGUCAGCCGCAGAACAUGAAUCGCAUGAAAUCAGCCAGUGGGAAGUGGGGUUAUAUCCCAAAGGUGUUCAUUUUAAAAAAUGUUACUUGAUACUCUCUCAAGGCACUCUAGAGGUCCCAGAAGAAAUCCUCAGAACGGUAAGGCUCUCUUUAACGUGUAGAGACUCUCCCACACCCAACAUGAGGGUAAAAGUCUCGGUUUUAAUCUAUGGCAUCCACGGAGGCGUAGAACACGUCAUGGAAGUGCGUGAAAAAAUUCACCACUUUACCUCUCAAGACAAGAGGCUCAAUAUCGAUGAUCUCAUACCUUUUGGGGCUCUCAAUACACCCGCCUCGAUGCAGAUGGCUCAUGAGACGCCGUAUCUCAUCGGGCCUGACAGAGAUCAACUCAAAUUGAACAUUGUAAUAGCUCCGAUUAAAUAACAUUAGGAGUUUUUUUUUUCUUUUGAUGUUUUUGAUUGGGGAAAAUUUUGAAUGACAAAGGCAUAUUGUAUAGAUGUAAAUAUACCGUGGAAUCGGGAAAAAAAACGGCGUCGGAGAUCGCUAUCAUUUCCAAGGCAACUUGACGCCGUUUUUUUUUCGAAUAUACGGUAUAAUCAUAUUUAAUGUUACCUAAAGUGUUUAUAGAUAUAUAUAACCAAUAAUUGUUUAAAACAACUAAAUAUAUAUGUAUAUAUGUAAUUUUUUCAAAAACAUUUUUUAAUUUCUUUUUUCAUUUUAAUAUACUUAUACUAGAGAUAUUUUUAUGAUUUGUUGAAUAUAAACACGCCAAAUGAUAUUUUGUUUUAAUAUACCGGGUUCGUCUCAAAAGUUGCUCAGCCCCUAUACCUUUUUUAUUUUUUUAGAAAAAAAUGCGAGAAGCGAGAAUGUCAAA